GAUGAGCAGCCAAGAAGAGAAUAGAAAUUAAAGAUUUAUUUUUAGAAUAGAUAAUACACAGAACAAAAGAAGAGCUUAAAAUGACAAUUAACUAAUUAAAAAUACAUAUAUAUCUCUCUACAGGAAGCUAGGGAAAUAAGGGCAGUAAAAGCUGAGGGUCUGAGUACCUACUAUGAACAGAGAUACUUAAAACCUAUAUACAAAAAUAUCAUGGAAGAAUUCAACUGACAACUGUUGCUCUUUUCUCAUCUGUUCAAAUACUUAACACCUAGGCUAUUUGCACUUCAUCCCCUUAGCCUACAUUUGAUCUUCUACAUAUAAUUUAUAUUCUAAGAUUGCGACCCCUUUUGUUAUAUUCUAGAUGCUUUGCAG
Molecule: messenger RNA, 372 nt
Organism: Paramecium octaurelia
Lineage: Eukaryota; Ciliophora; Oligohymenophorea; Peniculida; Parameciidae
Source: the annotation of a GenBank genome assembly